This is a messenger RNA of Mercenaria mercenaria, 360 nucleotides long. RefSeq lists its product as uncharacterized. The record is from RefSeq and is a predicted model, not a curated record. Bases 1 to 360 code for a protein of 119 amino acids. The transcript has a single exon. NCBI's taxonomy places the organism in Eukaryota, Metazoa, Mollusca, Bivalvia, Venerida, Veneridae.
AUGCGCCGUUCUACGAGAAAGAGGAAAGCGCCCGCUAACUUUGAGCCGGAUGCAGUGGCGGUGCCACCCCAACCGGCACCUGCACCCCAACAGGCACCUCUUCCCCAACAGGCUCCAAUGAUGCCCCAACCAGUACCAGUACCACAACCAGCUCCGGUGUUGCCCCAACCAGCGCCAGCACCCAGACCAGACCCAAUGGUACCCCUACCAGAAGCAGUGGUACCAGCACCAGUUGGUCCAGUUGGUAAUGAACACCCGCAAGAGGUGCUUGAUCAAGGUACAUGUAUUAGGUUAAUUAAUUUUGAUGCAAUGGCAAAUGACCAGCCACAAAUGGUACCCACGGCUCGGGCUGGGCUGUGA